Molecule: messenger RNA, 1008 nt
Organism: Brenthis ino (lesser marbled fritillary)
Lineage: Eukaryota; Metazoa; Arthropoda; Insecta; Lepidoptera; Nymphalidae
Source: the annotation of a GenBank genome assembly
AUGUCUUUUCUCAAUGAGAACGAAAAUUGGCGUGGCCUUACAAAAAAGACUGAACUGAUCCAAUCAAAUGUACAGGGUCGACCCAAGAAACGAGGAAAAUAUCUGACACCAUGUCCUGAUAUACAAAUAAUACGCCAGCGGCCAAAAUUCAGUUUAAAUUUGCCUCUACUCGUAAAUGGUAACAGUUUGGGCCCUGCAAAAAUCGGCAAACAAUUUAUUGCUGUGCGGAACACAUGUGCAUUCGACUCCAUCGUGCAAAGUAUGCUAACAGCAUAUCACGAUUUCGCUACGUAUUACCAACACAUCACAGAGUCAAAGAAUGCCAUACAUGAUUUUGUAGAGGCGUUGUCGAAGUCUGGUGUAAGUUCGAAAUUAUACAACGAACGAUGUGUAAUUUUAAAACACACAUCAGAAAUAAAAAAUGGAGUGUUGGAUUGCGAAAUCAACGUCGCUACUUUAAUAGAGUUACAUAUUUUACCGAACACUCCAUCACUUGAGAUAAAAAUUAAUUGCAAUGAUUGUCAAUACGAAAAAAUAAGCAUCAUCCCAGUCCUUGAACUCAAUCCAGAUCCCAUUUUCAAAGAAGCCAUGAGGGGCCUACAGGAAGCUGUAUGUAAGUCUGUAGAACAUUACGUGUCUAAAACUCGAAACGAGUGUUGUUUUUGUAAAGGAACUAAUAUUACUAAGACGUUUGCUGGAGGAAGCCACAUUUUCCUCAAUCUCGAAGCGGCCGAAAUUGGGCUGCUUGCCGCACGGCGUGGUCUAGCGAAUUGUAGGAAACAAUUCACUCUUUCGGAAAUCCCUGGAAAUUUGAACUAUUGCGAUCGUCAGUACAAAAUGGUUUCAGCGAUCAUUUUCGUCGCAGGGCAUUACUACGCAUGUAUAAAACGAGCGACUGGCAGGUGGGAAGAGCAUAACGAUCUAUGUUCUUCGCAAAAAGUAAUGACGAUUACCAAACGGGAUGUACUAAAACAACGUCGAACACCUUUGCUAUUUUACGUCCGAAUU